Molecule: messenger RNA, 1038 nt
Organism: Acanthisitta chloris (rifleman)
Lineage: Eukaryota; Metazoa; Chordata; Aves; Passeriformes; Acanthisittidae
Gene: NHLRC4
Product: NHL repeat containing 4
Exons: 1
Coding region: 1-1038 (345 amino acids)
Biological process (GO): proteasome-mediated ubiquitin-dependent protein catabolic process; negative regulation of translation; protein polyubiquitination
Molecular function (GO): protein binding; translation repressor activity; ubiquitin protein ligase activity
Source: RefSeq, a predicted model, not a curated record
AUGGACUACACACUGGAGACCAGCCAGCAAAAGGAGAAGCUUCUGAAAACCAUCUACAGCCUCCAGCUGAAGUCAUUUGCCACACUGCAGGCAGCCAGCCCACUGCUGAGCCGCCAGCGUGGCAUGGGCAUGGUGACACAGCACCAAGUCCACCAGCUGGCAGAUAAGGCCAAAAGCCUGUGUGGAGAUCUGGACAACAUCAAGAACCUCCUCCGCUACUGCCAGGAUGACCUGGUCCAGCGGAUCCCCAACCCCACGGGCAGCUGCUAUGGGGGUGUACGCGGCGUCCACUGCUCCCGGGAUGGCUCCAUCUAUGUGACAGCUGAGAGUGCUCCUUGGGUUCACGUCCUCAGCAGCACAGGCCACAUGCUGCAGGCCCUGCCUUGCCAGCAAACCGGGAAGGGAGGUGGCACUUUCUUGCCAGAAGAUGUGACUGUGACUCACUCGGGAAUGGUGGCUGUAGCCGACAUGGUGAGUGAAGCCAUCUGGGUCUUCAACCCUCACAGUGGCCACUCCAAGGGGGAAUGGAUAAAGAUCAGAAAUGUUGGUUCCCCCAGGGGUAUUGGAGUAGACUCCAUGGAAAAGAUCCUGGUAGCAGACUAUGCACAAGGCCAAGUGCACAGCUUUGCUCUGGACCAUGCCUUCAAGAUGCUCAAUGUCCACUCAGUCCCCAACCUGCAGGGCCCUCGCUACAUCAGUCCAGCACUCAACGGAGGCUUCGUGGUGAGCGAGGAGUGUGGAGACGUCAAGGUCUUCACGAACAGCCGUAAGCUCCUCUGCUCCCUCAGCAGCAAAUACAAGCACCAUUUUGGUAACCCUGCUGGGGUGUGUGUGGACAUGGAUGGCAGCAUCCUGGUGGCAGAUGAGCAGCACCGAACAGUCCACUUGUUCCCAAAGCAUGGAUCUCCGAUCUGCCUGGUGUCCUCAGGGCUGAGGAGGCCUGCUGGCAUGGCUUGCUCCUCCUUCGGGCACCUCUUCGUGGCAGACACAGGAGACAACUGUGUCAAAGUCUUUAAGUACCGUGUGAGGGCCCCUUAG